AUGUACCAAGAACUUAGAGGAGAAUUAGAUCAAAUGGAUUGGAGGAAGUUGUUCUUCUCCAACUAUGCAAGACCCAGAGUAGUGUUUAUACUGUGGCUUACAGUUAGUGGGAGGCUUCAAACUAAGGACCGGUUUAUUCGAUAUGGUAUAAGUGUUGAUGCCAAAUGUGUGUUUUGCUCAGCAGAAGAAGCAAUGGACCACCUUAUGCUUGAGUGCAGCAAAACAAAUGGAAUAUGGAGGAACAUUCUGACUUGGAUUGGCUACAACAGGGGCCCUGCAAACUGGACGAUUGAGAGAACAUGGCUCAUAACAGAAACAACUAAGAAAGGAUGGAGAAGAGACAUACUCAAAACCGCCAUUGCUGAGACAGUCUAUGUCGUGUGGAGAAUGCGAAAUGAUGUGGUUUUCAACCAACACACAAUGGAUGAUACAAUUACGAAUAGGAUAAAGGAAAGUAUAGUAACGAUAUGGAUAGGAUAUAGGAAAUUGGCCACUCAUAUCAAUAGAUAA
Molecule: messenger RNA, 510 nt
Organism: Vicia villosa (hairy vetch)
Lineage: Eukaryota; Viridiplantae; Streptophyta; Magnoliopsida; Fabales; Fabaceae
Exons: 1
Coding region: 1-510 (169 amino acids)
Source: RefSeq, a predicted model, not a curated record